Molecule: messenger RNA, 1550 nt
Organism: Linum tenue
Lineage: Eukaryota; Viridiplantae; Streptophyta; Magnoliopsida; Malpighiales; Linaceae
Source: the annotation of a GenBank genome assembly
AUGCCUGCCGGUGAUUCUGAGUACGGAUCCAGAUAUGGUGGGAGGACUGAGAUCGGUGGCGGAGGCGGAUAUGGCAGGAGGAUUGAGAUCGAGUACGGAUUUGGCAGCGAUGGCGGCGGGAGGACAGAGACUGAAUACAGAUCUGGUGGCGGCGGAUACAGCGGGAGGACAAAGACUAAAUACGGACCUGGCAGCGACGGAUAUGGUCGAAGAACCGAAUAUGAGCAUGGAUCGGGUUACAGGCGCCGGCAGCCGGAAUCCGAGUACGGAUCUGGCUAUGGCCGUAAGCAGGAACCCGAAUACGGCUGGCAGCCGGAGUCUGAGUACAUAUCUGUUAUGACCGUAACCAGGAAUCCGGGUACGGUGGCAAGACUGAAUCCGAAUACGGGUCGGGUUAUGGAGGGAGGACUGAGUCCGAGCAUGGAUCUGGUCACGGUCGCCGGACUGUAUCAGAGAGACAGUGCGUAUGGCUCUGGAGGUUACCGGAGACAAGAUAGCUCCGAGAAACCUGCUUAUGGGAUGCGCCACAAUGAUGAUUACGAUCACGAUGACAAGGAGGAGAUGAUCCUUCAGAAAAUCACAAGAAUACUGAUUAGCAGAGACAUUUAUGACAUUGCAGCCCUUUGCUCUGCCAAUGAGAGAUCGUUCUUCAAAGCUUGUGGGUUUGGAGAUGACAUUUUGGGAUCUACCACAAUGAUGUACACAAGGACUGCUCCAACCUGUGAUAAUGCUGGUGGAGAUUAUCAGAAUCACAUGGCGAAACGUGUAGGUAGAAAACUCUUGCUAAUUCCACCUCCCAGAGAGUUACCUUCUCUUAAGGUAACUGUUGGAGAAUCUGCAGAGGACUGAGCUUGUAUAGUUCAACUCCACAGCCAUUUGGAUAGAAUAUAGACUACAGCAGAGAUCCCAGUCCCAGGUAGAAAAGUAAAGGCAAAAGUUCAGUUCUUUUGAUGAGCAUCUCUAUGUGCAUUCGUCCACUCUGAUUCCUGCAAUGGGUGGUAAGAUAUGGGUAGAAGUAAGUCUCAUCUCUGCUCGAGGCGUUAGGCGUUCUUAUUCCCUCUGGAAGAGGCAGUUGUUUCCUGCUGUUUGGAUUGUUCCCGAUAACAAGUGCUGCACGCCUGCACCAACAUCGCAAAAGAUGGCUCUGGAAAUGCAAACCCCACAUGGAAGACCAAGUUUGCUGCUUUGCUGGAUGAUACGAUUUCCAGGACAUGGCGCUAACUGUUGAAGUCUAUAGUCAAGAGCCCAUUUUCCUCAGGGAAAGCCUUUGAAGGGACCGCGACCAUCCUCUUUGAAGAGUCUCUGGCAAAGUACAGCAACAAGAAGGCCUCCUCCUCAUCUGGGUCUGAAGAAGUCGGGAGCUACCAGCUGUGCAAACGAAACUCUAACAAACCCCAGAUUUUGUUGAUGUUUCGAUCCGGAUCACCGAGGAAAGAGAAGAACCUAGUUCACACCUGGUUACAGGUACUCGUGGAAUUGUCUUGUUGCAUGCAAUGUAGUAAAAAUCCCAAGUCAACUCCUAUGCUUGCUAGUACAUCAAUGAACUUGGU